Messenger RNA from Penicillium psychrosexuale, 1044 nucleotides. RefSeq names its product ankyrin repeat domain-containing protein. Gene Ontology annotation, molecular function: protein binding. The record is from RefSeq and is a predicted model, not a curated record. Lineage: Eukaryota; Fungi; Ascomycota; Eurotiomycetes; Eurotiales; Aspergillaceae. The coding region runs from base 1 to 1044 and encodes 347 amino acids. The transcript has a single exon. Gene Ontology annotation, cellular component: cytoplasm; nucleus.
AUGGUGAACUACGAAAAUGUCGGAUUGAUACAGUUCCUGGUUUUUAAUGGCGGCUUGCUUGGGUUAGAAUUACAAACACUCAUUCAGACCACCCUACGACAUAUCUUUCAGGACAAAGAGGAUAGAAAGGAGUGGCGAACCACUGAGAACUGUUUGACGUGGGGGGCUGAUCCCAACUAUCGUUUUCAUAACGGCUAUCCUUGGAUGUGGCAUGCUAUUAAAUCAGCGUCGGCGGAACGGGACCAGCACCAUUCAUGGACAAAGCAAGAAAAGGCGUGUCGGGAUGUGCAGCUGCUGCUUGACCAUGGGGUUGACCCAAAUUCUGUGGGGUCUUUGGCGACAAUGGAUUCGAUGCUUCAUGCAGCAUGCCUGCAUUUUCAACCUCAAAUUGUACAGGCCUUACUCAAAGCGGGUGCACACCCCAAUGCAAAAGACGCCCGUGGCCGGACACCCUUGUUUAUGCUAUUCGAAGAAUGCUGGCUCAAUGUACAUCAAAAUGAAUAUCUGCUUGAUAUGCUUCUUGCAGACCCAAGAGUUAAGAUUGAUGAACCUGACAAUGAUGGCUGUACGCCCUUGGGCGCUGCUGCGAGUUGUAUUGCAACCGUCAGUCGGGAAUUUGCCAAGAAAGUCGUUCGUAUGCCCGACGAAGUCGAUAUCAAUUCCCAAGACAAAAACGGGGAAACACCAUUUUCUCGUUCUAUCGCCGUCAACGAGUAUGAUACAAUCCGUCUACUCCUGGCGCAGGAUAGACUUGACCCCAACCUCGGUCCGACAGAUGCAUUUCCGUUAUUUCUUGCUGUUCGUCUUAAUCAACAACAGACGGUUGAAUAUUUGCUGGACUCUAAGCGACUCAACGUCAACAAGCAAACUAGCACAGGGCAGACCGCUUUGUUGGAAGCGAUUCGUGUAGGCAACACGGAUGUCAUUAGGAUGCUCGCUAAAGCCGGUGCCAACGCCGAUAUUGGAAUGAGCGAAGGCAGAACAGCUCGACAGCAGAUGUCGGCUGCGGGUAUUUAUAUCAAAUGGAAGACGAGCCCGAUAUGA